Messenger RNA from Paramecium octaurelia, 489 nucleotides. Lineage: Eukaryota; Ciliophora; Oligohymenophorea; Peniculida; Parameciidae. The record is from the annotation of a GenBank genome assembly.
GAGGCAUUUGAACAAUAGUUAUUAUUGGAAUUUAAGAUUUCAACUGUUAAAUAGGGUUUAACUAUCAACAUUAUUUGCUGAGGUAAAGAAUAACACAUUACAGAUAUAUCGAUCAUUGUAAAUGCUUACAAGGAUUUCAGAAAGAUGAAUGUGUAUGUUGCUAAUGAAAUAAGAGGAAUUUGAAUUGAAAGGAACCUUUGAAAAUUUAAUAGAAUUAUUGAAUUAGAUAGAGAAGGAAAUCUAUAAAAAGGCUAGUCUAAUUUGGAGUUAAAUUCUCUAAAUUGAAAGUCAGGGUUGAAAAAGAGAAUGGUGUAUUCAAUUUUAAGAUGGUCUCAAACUGUAAAUUAAUAGUUAAUUUCUAUUGCAUAUUUAAAAUUAAUUGACUACUUAAUAUGGUAGAGUCGAUAAGUAUCAGACAUGAUUGGAAGAAAUAGAAUAUAGAUAUAGAUAUUUGAUGGCUGAAGAGAAUUUGCGAUAUAAAUAGGAAUA